Paramecium sonneborni is the source of this 2272-nucleotide messenger RNA. Lineage: Eukaryota; Ciliophora; Oligohymenophorea; Peniculida; Parameciidae. The record is from the annotation of a GenBank genome assembly.
UUAUGGCGUAGUCAUUUACAAUCUUAUAAAAUUCCUUUAAACAUUUUGGACAGGGUCAUUAUAAAGAAUCAAUGGAGUAAUCUACUAUUUAAGUGUAGGGAAUUACAGAAAUUUAAGCAAUUAAAGGAGUAAUCUGAUCAAAAUUAAUCAAUGGUGUAAAUUAAUGAAAAUAUCAUACUUUGUGAGUACAAUAUAAAUAAGGAUGCAAAUACUUGCAUUAUGAAACUUGAUGAAAUUAUUGAUGAAAUUAAAAAGCCAUCAACAUAGAAAAGUAAAUAUUAUUGUGAAUUUAAUUUUACUAGAAAAAAAACAAGAAGAUGAUAGCAUUUUAUAAUUUAAUAAAGCAAUAAUGUUAUUUUUGAGUGGAAAAGUGAGAUAAGCUCAUAACCUAUUGAAAUAAUUAAAAGAUAACUAUAAUCUAGAUAUAUACUUAAAUAUCAAGGUACAUUUGCUUUUAGUUGAAACAUCAUUUUAAUUAUAAGAGUUUGUAUAUGCAAGUGAAUUGUAUAAGAAACUAUCAUAAGAAGAUAUCUUAAAAUCAUUAUAGUAGAAGAUUAAUAAGGCAAAUUAAACAGAUGAUCAAUAAUAGUAAUAAUCAUAAUCGACUUAUACAUCAUUAUUAUUAGGAUCUGAUUUACCUUAUCCAGAUUCACAUCCUAAUACAUUUAGCAAAGAAGAGUUUUUAUUCAUAUUAAAUGUAAUUAAAUUUAGAUUUUAUAUGCUUUCAAAUUCUAAGGAUUGGAAAAAAUAAAUGUCUAAUUUAGAAUAAUCUUACAAAAAUUAUAUAUUUUAAUUAGAUUAACAAUUAGGUAUGUAAUAACUUUAAGUACCAUAAUUUUCAAUUGAAAUUCAACCUUACUUAAAAUUACAUUCACAAAUGAUUUUCAAAUUGUUGAAAGCCCAAAAACAACUCAAUCUUAAUGAUAACGUUGUAAAAUGUAUUAAAAUGAUUAAUCCAUAUUCAGAAAUUCAAAAUUAAUAAAAUUUAGAUUUUAUAUAAAGUAAAUAAUACUUAUAUUUGGCUUAAAUUUAUAAUAAUUUAGGUUGUGUACAUGCUAAAAUUGGUAAGUAUGCUUUAGCUGCAAUAUAUUUCCAUAAAGCAAUUGCAUAAACUAAAUCAGUAUUAUAAUAGAGUAAUCUUUAUGAAAGUAUAAUUUUGGCAAAUGUAAAAUAAAGAUAGUUUGCUAUUUAUUAGAAUUUAGCUGACGCAUUAUUUAUGGAUUAAAAAUAUUAAAAAGCUCUUAAUAUUUAUAAUUAAUUACAAGAAGCUUGUAAUUAAAGUGCUAAAUUUUGGUAUAAUAGAGGUGUUUGUUAUAUAUAAUUAUAUCAUGAAUCUAUGCCUGAUAAGAAUGAGAUUUAUGAAAUAUUAGAAGAGCAUUCUCAAAUAAAUAACUAAGAGGAAGCGAAAAAAAUUAUACUUUAAAGCAGAGAAAUUUAUAGUGAUGCUGAUGAAGAAUAUUAAGAUUAAUUCUAUAAAAUUGAUUAAAAAAAUGAAGAAAAUAAAUUUGUAUAACCAAAAGCUUACAAAGAAUUGUUAAAUAAUGCUAUAAAGUAUAAUAAAUAAAAUCUAUUAAAGAUCUUUCCGUAAUGCUAUUAUUUUAUCUAAAAAGGAGAAAAGGGAAGAAAUUAUACACUUAGAUUAAGAUUAAUUAUAAAUAGCAGGAUCAUAAAUAUUUGAAUCUUCAAUUGUAUUUUUAACAUAUGCAUUACUGUGUAGAGGAGAUUGUAACCUAGCCUUAUAAUAAGGUAAAGAAGCAUUAGAGUAUAACUUAUCAGAUACUAAUAAAUACACAAUAAUACAAUAUAUAUUAGAAGCUUAAAUUUCUACUUCUAAAAUUAAAGAAGCUAAUAUCUUUUUGAAUACCAAUGGAGUAGCUAAUUUUUUAAGUAGAUUUAUCAAUAGCAAUUUGUUAUUUUAAUGCAGGAAUGUCAUUGGUAUUUAAACGACAUGCUUUUUAAAUUAUAGUCCUAAAGCAAUCAAUUAUUUUAAUUAUGCUGCAUUAAAUUUGCAUAAUAAUAAUUUACCUUAAGCUUGGAAUUCUAUUUAAUCAUUGUUAAAUUGCUGUGAAAUUAAUAUAAACUAAAAUAAUCAAAUUGUUCCAGUACCAAUAUUAAAUUUAUUAAUAUGGUAUUAUUUGAAAUCAGGUAAAAAUAUUAUAUGUAGUGAUUUAUAGAAUAGGUGUAAUUAGCAGUACAUUUGAUCAAGAGGAGAAGACUGUUAACAGGAUAAAUGGGAAAAAAUAAAAUAUCUCUGUUAAAUAUAACAAAAUGA